AGAGGACCAAUAAUGUGCUGACUCCUGCCCCGACCCAUACCUAUCUGGUUACAUUUCAGCACCAACAUGUAUAAAAAGGCCCUGUUCAUUUUGGAGUUUAGGACGUCUUUUUGUGGAAGCUCCUGUGAGUGCUGAGCAACUAUUAUUUGGAGGAAAGUUUGGGACUUUAGAUACAAAUACACAGUAGGAUGGCAUUAAAUAAUCCCAACCCUCUGGGACCAUGGAAGAUCACAGUUUAUGACCAGGAGAACUUCCAGGGCAAGCGUGUGGAGUUCACCUCAGCCUGUCAGAACAUCAUGGAGUGCAGCAUCAACAACAUUCGCUCGCUCAAGGUGGAGUGUGGGGCCUGGGCAGGAUAUGAGCACUCCAGCUUCUGUGGACAGCAGUUUGUGCUGGAGAGAGGAGAGUAUCCUCACUGGGAGUCAUGGAGUGGCAGCAAUGCCUACCACAUCGAGAGGAUGAUGUCCUUUCGGCCCAUCUGCUGUGCUAACCAUAAGGAGUCCAAGAUUGUGGUGUUUGAGAGGGAGAACUUCAUGGGUCGUCAGUGGGAGAUAAAUGAUGACUACCCCUCCCUGCAGGCUAUGGGCUGGGGGAAAAAUGAGAUUGGAUCCAUGCAAGUUCAGAGCGGAGCCUGGGUGUGCUACCAGUUUCCAGGUUACCGUGGUUACCAAUACAUCAUGGAGUGCGACCGCCAUGGCGGCGAAUACAAACAUUACAGAGAGUGGGGUUCCCAUGCUCAGUCCUUCCAGGUUCAGUCACUGCGUCGAAUCCAGCAAUGAGGCCUGCAGCUGCCCCCCCUCAACCUCACCCUUUACCUCUUCCUCCUUCUUCUAUUCUUCAUAAUUUUCCU
Cyprinodon variegatus (sheepshead minnow) is the source of this 850-nucleotide messenger RNA. RefSeq names its product beta-crystallin A1-1-like (gene cryba1a). Gene Ontology annotation, molecular function: structural constituent of eye lens. Gene Ontology annotation, biological process: lens development in camera-type eye; visual perception. The record is from RefSeq and is a predicted model, not a curated record. The coding region runs from base 189 to 779 and encodes 196 amino acids. The transcript is spliced from 6 exons. Lineage: Eukaryota; Metazoa; Chordata; Actinopteri; Cyprinodontiformes; Cyprinodontidae.